AUGAUCACGAAUGGGCCAGUACCGGUCUAUAAAUUCGAAAGAACAGACUCGCCAGAAAAUGGUCCGGUCAAGUAUGACUACAUAUCGCCAGGACAUGUCAUAAAAGCACCAGGAAUUACCCUCAGAUGCCUGGCAACUCCGGGACAUACAUCCGAUCAUAUGUCCCUGUAUUUCGAGGAAGAAGGCGCACUCUUCAGUGGCGACUGUAUACUUGGCGAAGGCACUUGCAUCUUUGAAGAUCUGUACGAUUAUAUGAAUUCACUACAAAAACUUUCCGACUUAAACAUUAGGAGGAUUUAUCCUGGGCAUGGACCAAUUAUUGAGCAAGGUUCAGCUAAAAUUGAAGAAUACAUUGCGCACCGCCAGCGAAGAGAAGACCAGAUCUUGAAAGUAAUCGAAACCCUAACACAGGCAACCAGCAUGCAAAUCACUAAUCUCGUGUACAAAGUAUGUCGCUUCCUACAUUUAUCAGCAAUAAUAUUUUCGUAA
This is a messenger RNA of Gongylonema pulchrum, 489 nucleotides long. Lineage: Eukaryota; Metazoa; Nematoda; Chromadorea; Rhabditida; Gongylonematidae. The record is from the annotation of a GenBank genome assembly.